GGUUCCCCCAGUUGUGUCCAGGUCGCCAUUACGGUUUCGUCGAAAGAAUUAACCGCAAGUUUUCCUAUUUGACGGAUGCUGACGAGGUGCAGGAAGCCGAACUGACAACCUCAUAUAUUUCAGUCAUUAUUGAUAAAUAUCAACGUAAUAUCCGCAGCUUGUCGGGAGGUCGUAAAACAGGAAAAGGAGAACGCAAGACAGAGAGAACGAGACAAAAACCGAAAGUGGAAAGAAUUAUCACGAUGACGAGGCUGAAUUCCUUGCAACCGUGUGACUUCUUACCAGCGGUUUUCAAGACUUGGGAUCGUACAUUGUUAGUUCAUCUGAUGAUCGUUGUCAUGUCCUCCGCUUGGUGCGCUGAAGCAAAUCAGAAUUUCACUGGCAACACCGCACAAGAAGGCUCCCCACGGUUCCAGGGAUCACUUCAGCUCGCCGAAAGUCAAAUGCGCUGCGACCACCUGCUGACGCUGCGCACACAACACUAUAGCCUCCUUCUCGCGUCUCUGCGUUUGGCAGAGAGCAUGGAAGACUCCCUCAAUAACAAUCGGCACACCGAAGAGCUCGACGAGUUCCAGGUAGCAAGGUCCAGUUAUCUCGCCUCGUGGGAUCAAGUACAGGAAGACAAGGAAAAAGUGGCUUCCUCUCUCUUUCCAGAAAUCAUCUCCGAGAAUCAGUGUCAAGUUGGAAAUCAUUGCUCUACAAACACUUGGGACCUAGGGUGUUAUCAUUGCUUGCCAGGGAGAGAUGGCAACUUACCUCCUUUGUGCUCACACAAUACCUUGUCCACUGAGUUCCUACGGGUUUUCGAAAAGAAAGUUCGGAGUGUUCAGGAACCACUGAGGGGAAGAAGUUGUAUAGUAGAUUCUACUAUUGGAGAAGAAAUGCUGAAUGUCAAAAAGCAGUUAGACUCUAUGAUGACCGCUGUGAAUGAUAUAUGCUCCAGUGGCAACGGCAUUGAGCUCCCUACACUUCAGAAUAUUUAUGAAAACGCACAGUUUCUUGAACUUUCAUCAAAGGGAUUGCGGAGAGAGAUUGUGCAACAAUAUAGUAACGUUUCUGUCAGCUGUGAUGUCCCGGGCGGUAAGCUUCCGGUCAAUAAAGUGGAAGGUGUCUCCGAGUCUCUCAGUGGUGAAUCUGGUAUUAAAAUUACUGUGGAUGCCCAAAGCCCCUGUGCCAAGUAUGUUUUCGUCGGUGGGACCUUAAUCUCCAGUCCAAGUGGCUCUUGCUGGUACAUUAAUAAAAGCGAAAAUACAGCCAGUUCAGAACUGUCUACUAGUACAUCUACCCCUGCACUUACAACAAGUAUCACACAAAACACUGAAGAAAUAUCCCUCUCUACUUCCACGGAGGGGUCCUCCAAUACCGCUGGCCAUGAGAACCUUACAACCAAGUAUCGACACUGUACCCAUGACCUCCAAGAAAUGAUAGAUAAUCUCCACCAUGAUGUUCCUCAUAUCGCUGAGGAUUUUGCACAGGUCAGUUUGAAGAGUGCUGAAUGCAUUAGAGACGCUGUAUCCUUCAGCGAAAUUCAAGAAGUAAUCCAUCUUCUCGAUGUUUUUGUCGUAAAGGCAAAGGAGGUCUUAAGCACUCUGGAAGGGAACAUCAGAAAUAGGCAACAUCCAAGAUCGGCCACGACGGAGGAGAGAACUGAUUAUCUAAAUGGCCAUAGGAAAAUGUCUGCCAGUUUAAGCAGCUUAAGAUCUCUGCUUGAGUAUCUUCGUAGCUCUGCCGAGACACUUCAAAGCGGCUCUGAUUUGCAAGAUACAAAGAAUCGUGUGAUUGUCGCUGUCCAGCAUAUUGCAAAUAUGUUCACACAGGGAGGAGCCGUCGACCAUGAGAUUUAACUCAUCACUAUUCAUCGACUGCUGAUCAUGAAGGAUAUACGAAAGAAAAAGGGAAACGAAGGAAACCAAGGUAAAGAGAAAGAUAACAAAGACUGGCAACCGAAAUAAAAAGGAAAGACUAAAAUAGUUGCAUUUUAAGACAGGAAUAAUUUCAGUAUUUUUGCAUCUGUAAAUUGGUUAUAUUUUACCCUGAAAACCUGAGAGCCUGAUAAAAUGAAAGAAAAUGUAAAUAUUUAUAAAAUUUGUAAAUACAGACUGCUCUAACGGGAACGUUCUAAAGCAGACGUUCUCGUUAUUCCUUGUGAUGAAAGAUCAUAAAAAUAUAUUUGGAGAUAAUUGUAAACAUAAGAGUUGUAUGUAAAUAUAUCAGUUGUGUACAUAUAGCCAUAAAGUAUGUAAUAUAUUUAUAUGGAAUAUUAAAAGCAGCGCAUUUGUUAUGAAGAUAAAUUGAACAUUGAAAUUAUUUGUAAAAGUAAGAAAUUUUUAAUUUGUGUAGAUAGAAGCAUUAAUAAAAAAGUAAAAAAACAUUUUGGAUAUACUACAAUGGACAAAGUUUUACUGCAUAUAUUAGCAGUUGCAAAACUUCAAUAACUCAUUACUAGUAAAAGCUGGACCAGGUGGUAAAACAUUUGAUGUCUCGGUUGUUUUUCCAGCUCAUUUGCUUUUUUAUGUUCUUGUAUGUAUAUAUCUGUAAAUAUAUCUAGCUUCUUCAUUUA
Macrobrachium nipponense is the source of this 2560-nucleotide messenger RNA. RefSeq lists its product as uncharacterized. The record is from RefSeq and is a predicted model, not a curated record. NCBI's taxonomy places the organism in Eukaryota, Metazoa, Arthropoda, Malacostraca, Decapoda, Palaemonidae. The transcript is spliced from 7 exons. Bases 243 to 1844 code for a protein of 533 amino acids.